GUACUUAGAGGUAGGUACAUAUCAUGUAGCGUAACGCAGGUUUAAUUGAUCACAUGAUGGCGCAUCGAAGUUACAGCGGGCUAGAUUACCGGGAGACGCGCUAUAAGCAACCCGCCCGCGACGAAAGGUUCCAUUAGGCUGGGAAUGACGGAAGGUACCUAAGUUUCAACUCAGUCGUGCCGUCUGUUUGUCCAUGACGGCCACCAAAUCAGUUGUUUCCUAGAUAUUAAAGUUUUAAGAUUUAAAUCGCCGCGGCCGAACGAAAAAUCAUAUUACAAAUCUUCAUCAUUCGUUUGCCUUCUUCAUGUGAGCAAUUACGCCCACUAGCAGAUGCCGUGCAUCUCACAUCCACCCUAUCGUCAUGGCGCCACCCACAAAACGUCGGAAGCGAAACAUCGUUCAUGCCUCUUCAGACGAUGAAGAAGAGCCAAAGUCGAAGCCUAACACCCUUACCAAUUAUCUCCUUUCUUCGCCUACUCAAAAGUGCGCCUCUGCCACCGAUGCCUCCCGGGCUACAACACCCUCGCCAGGUCCUGCAAGGAAGUCGUCUCGCUUGCUAGCCACUCAACCGUCGAGCUCGACUUCGACUUCUAUGCCUCUUCACCAAAGGAACAAUGGAUUCAGGGGCUUUAGUACGAGUCCGGGGAAGCCCAAGGCCCAGUCAUUUGCAAAAGGGAAACGAGUGGAGAAAGAGAAGACGGCGGAUCUUGUGACUAUGUUUUCUAGACAGGCUCAACGGGUCCCGACGGCGUCUCCGACUAAGAGGGACGAUAUCAUUAGCGAUCCAAUAUCAGACGAUGACGAUGUGGGUGAACACAGGGCGGCAAACACCAGUCGAGUCGGGCAGAACGCCCGUAAGCGCUUUCGGGAUACGCCCCAACCGAGUAGCGGCCCGGCAAUUACAUCGAGUCAAAAAUUCCUCAAACCACCCCGUCCUCAACAGGACCCAACUACGGGCGAUGAGCAACGGCCCUGGUCGGAACGGUUCGGCCCUACGAAUAUAGAAGAGCUUGCAGUUCACAAAAGGAAAGUAGCAGAUGUUCGCCGGUGGCUUGAAGAUGUCAUGGCCGGCCGGAUGCGACAACGGCUUUUAAUUUUGAAGGGCGCUGCCGGAACAGGGAAGACAACCACAGUUCGACUCCUUGCUAAGGACAUGCGCUGUGAACUACUCGAAUGGAGAAACCCUGUUGGCCCCUUAGGCUCAAAUCAAGGGCUCCAGUCAGCUUCGGCGCAGUUUGAAGAAUUCAUGGGAAGGAGUGGAAAAUUCGGUCAAUUAGACAUUGAUCUUGACUCGACUCCUCCGAGUCUCGGCAAACCCGAUAAUAAUGAUAAUAAUACGAAGAAAAUCAUUCUCAUUGAGGAAUUCCCAAACACUUUUACACGCUCGUCAACGGCUUUGACGACCUUUCGAAAUACUAUUUUGCAGUACCUGGCCGCUAAUACGCCAUCUCUCGCUACUUACGGCCGGCCAACUUCCAUAGAUCCCAUCACGCCUAUCGUUAUGAUCAUAUCAGAGACUCUACUUACUACUACCUCGGCGUCUGCGGAUAGCUUUACGGCCUAUCGCUUGCUGGGGCCUGAAAUCACUCGACAUCCGGGCUCUUGCAUUAUAGAGUUUAACGCUAUUGCGCCUACUCUCCUUGCAAGCGCGCUCGAGUUAAUCGUACAGAAAGAGGCGCGGAAGUCUGGACGGCGUCGGACGCCGGGCCCACUUGUUCUAAAGAGGCUGGGCGAAAUAGGGGAUAUAAGAAGCGCAAUCUCCUCACUCGAGUUUCUUUGCCUCAAAGGUGAUGACGAUGCGGACUGGGGCUCAAAGGUAGCCUUCACAAAACCCAAACGCGGAUCUAAGAAUGAAGUAUCCUUGACUAAAGGUGAGGUGGAAAGUCUAGAGCUUGUCUCGCAACGCGAAGCAAGUUUAGGAAUAUUUCAUGCUGUCGGAAAGGUAGUAUACAACAGAAGAGAUGAGCGCCCGAUGAGCCAGCAAACUCUCGAGGGUCAGGCCGAAAUAUUACCUGACUUUAUAGCUCAUCAUUCUAGGCCAAAACGGUCCGAGGUCUCCGUCGAUAGCCUCAUUGAUGAGACUGGGACUGAUACGCACACAUUUAUUUCAGCGCUUCACGAGAACUACGCCCUGUCCUGUGAACCUAGUGGGCCUUCCGAUCCAAAUUCCCCACUUGACUACAUAAACAAUUGCAUCGAGUUCCUUUCCGAGAGCGAUCUACUCUCCCCAUCUUGGGACAUCUUCUUCCGGGGCCGAGGGUUUGGCGCUUCGACAUUCUCGGGACGAGAUUCGGCUAGCCAUGUGCUAAAACAAGAUGAGAUUACUUUUCAGGUCGCGACCAGAGGAUUACUAUUCUCUCUACCAAAUCCGGUGAAGCGAAUCGCGAAAACCUCCGGGCGCGGUGGUAGUGAUGCUUACAAGAUGUUCUAUCCUACAAGCCUCAAACUAUGGCGAGAGAAGGAAGAAAUUGAAGGAGUCGUAGACCACUGGGCAUCAAGAUUGCUAAAAGGGGAUGAGACUGGUCAGAAUCUCACUCAAGGUGCUUCUGCAUUUAGACGGCCCAAGUCAGCAGCAAGCGGCGGUGGAGAUUGGAUCAGUAAACACCAAGCUUCUAUACAACUCAAUAACAGCCAACAAGCCAAAAAGGCCGAACAGAGCCAGGAUCAACAGACAGCCCCGUUACUCUUCCUUGGGAACUCAGCUCGUACGGAAUUGUUACUGGAACGACUGCCAUAUAUGGCCCACAUAGCACGGGGACGUAGAAGCGCAGUAGGUAACGUUCGGUUGAAGGAAAUUGAAAAGGUGACCUCGUUUUCCGGGAUUGGAGAAGCAGCGGACGAUGACGCCCUCGACAGAGAUGAUAAUGUGGAGCAGGCGGGAGAAGCAUGGGCAACUGACAAGCCCACCGAAGAAUCAUCACCACGAAAGAAGAGCAUCGCCUUUGGCAUACGGCAAAAGAGUGAUGUGCCUUCCCUUUCUACCGCGGCGAUACCUUCCAUACAGAAAUUGGUUUUAAGCGACGAUGACAUAGAGGAUGAUUAAUCCACCCAUUUUAUUUUGUCCCAUCCUAAAAUAUGCUACGCAGGAUAUAGCUCACACGGUGCUUUCCAGGCUCAGAUGUCUUGAAAUACUGGCUAUUCCCUCAGGUUAGGCUAUACAUGCAGGUGGAGCGGAUGGCGUUUUGGUGUUGUACGUGGAAAGGGUAGGGAUGUGUAUGUCUAUAUACCUGGUAUGUAUAUAGAAUUGGGAAUUAGGGUCAUUACCUCUGUCGAAGAUUCGAGGAGUUUGUGUAUGAAGAGCGUACCGUUCGGCUGCGGGACGGAGACAAAUCGUAUUCUACUAGAGCAUGUGUCUCAAGUGUAUAAACAGUGUUUUUGACUAGUUUGAUGUGCUUGUUUUCCCUAAUAGCUACCUAAUCCUAG
Daldinia loculata is the source of this 3423-nucleotide messenger RNA. Its product is annotated as Rad17 cell cycle checkpoint protein-domain-containing protein. NCBI's taxonomy places the organism in Eukaryota, Fungi, Ascomycota, Sordariomycetes, Xylariales, Hypoxylaceae. Gene Ontology annotation, biological process: DNA repair; mitotic DNA replication checkpoint signaling; DNA damage checkpoint signaling. The coding region runs from base 362 to 3043 and encodes 893 amino acids. The record is from RefSeq and is a predicted model, not a curated record. Gene Ontology annotation, molecular function: chromatin binding. The transcript has a single exon.